Molecule: messenger RNA, 1444 nt
Organism: Cryptococcus deneoformans JEC21
Lineage: Eukaryota; Fungi; Basidiomycota; Tremellomycetes; Tremellales; Cryptococcaceae
Exons: 5
Coding region: 296-1273 (325 amino acids)
Biological process (GO): nucleotide-excision repair; regulation of DNA-templated transcription
Cellular component (GO): transcription factor TFIIH holo complex; transcription factor TFIIH core complex
Source: RefSeq, a predicted model, not a curated record
CUCCACGCUCAUCCUCGUCCUCGACACCCACCCCCUCUCCUGGCACCUCCUCGCCCAUCUCCCCCCAGCGCCCCCCCUGCCCGACAACAAGAUCCUCGACAAUGCCACAUCAUCCCCGACAUCGCUCGACCAGUUCAUCACCAUCCUCACCGUCUUUCUCAACGCCCAUCUCGCAAGCAAAUGGGGCAAUGAAGUCGUCGUCUAUACUGCAUCCGCCGGAAAGGCCGAGCUGAUCUACCCGCCUUCAAACGAGAAGAUACGGCAAAGGGGAGAAGGGGCAAAGCCGAGUGCGAAUAUGUACAGGCCGUUCCAGAUUUUGGAUCAGGGGAUUGAAGAAGGGCUAAAAGAAGUUGUGAGGGAGGAAGAGGGAAAAUUGAAUACCGAAGGCGCCGGGUUUAUAAACCAACCUCCCGCCAUGGUCUCGGCACUCACUAAAGCUCUCUGCUUCAUUAACCGACGGAUAUCACCUUCAGUCCCUGCAGAUCCAACAGCCCUCCCACUAUCUUCAGACCCAAAUAGCGGCACCUCGGAUACUUCUGGCGGCCUUUUACCAAGUAAAGAAGUUCGGAUAUUAGUUAUAAACGCGACUCCCGGAGCUGCCGUGGGAGGUCGAGCGGAUCCGGAUGGUCGUCCAGGAGGAGGCGAUGGGGCGGAGAAGGAAAAUGGGGAUGCAAACGAAGAAGAACGGAAAAAUCAGAGACGGCAACAACGCAUGCGCGGUGGUUAUGUCGGACUGAUGAACUGUGUCUUUGCCGCUCAAAAAGCUAAAGUCCCGAUCGAUAUCCUGUCCCUUCCUCCAUCGACGAUCGAUUCUUCCCCUCCCGUCUUCUUGCAACAAGCCGCCCAUCUGACGGAUGGAGUGUAUUGGCAAUGGAAUGGAAGAGGCGGUUUGCUCCAGUAUCUUCACAGUAUAUACCUCACACCACCUUCUCUCCGACAUAACCCGUUCGUCACCCCGCCACAAGACGCUGUCAACUUUCGUGCAGUAUGUUUCUGUCAUCACAGGACGUUGGACGUGGGAUUCGUAUGUAGCGUGUGUCUCUCCAUCUUCUGCGAACCAAAACCCAUCUGUGCAAUGUGUAAAACACGGUUUCCUAUCAAGUCCAUUCCCAGACUCCGGACGCUGGCCGGGUUGAAUACGAGGAUCCAAGUGCCUGAUACGGUCGUGAAACCCCCGGCACCGAAAUCGAGCAGCACAAACGCCACAGGAGGAAAGGCCGGAGUUACAGGGAGGAAGGGAGAUGAUAGGGGUGAGCCAAUCGUGAUUGAUUAGGAUGGGUUAGAGUAGUGUUUUCUGUUUUGUUUUUGUUUUGUAAGCAUGUAUCGACUAGUUUUGACAUUUGUUUUACAAGAGUUUUGAAAAUCGUCCGAUUUGUUCCUUUCUCCAAAUGCCCAAUUUUCCCUAUCGGUGUAUACUAGCUGGAAAAAACAGUCGUUGAGCAAG